ACAUCCCAUGUCGAUAAGAUAGGGCAAUGUUUUGGCGGGGAGACCGGGAGCGCGGGAGGGAAAUUCAGAUGUUGACCUUCAUCUUAACCUGCAGGAUCAUUCACCAUCAGAGGUCCCUGUCCAAGACCCUGACUGUUCCCUGAGUGGCCGUCCCUCCGCUGGCCCACCCCUCCACCAUGGGCAAAUCUAAAAAGACAAAGGUGACACAGUCAUCAAACCAGCAGAGGAUCACUUCAUUCUUCAGCUCUGUGACCUCCCCCUCCCAGUCGGUGAAGAGGCCACCGCCACACAAUGCUGGGGUGUCACCCACGGCCAAGAGGGACUGCACCUCCCACACCCCAGGCAAGGAAAAUGAAUUACUGCCAUACAAGAAGAACCUCUCCGGAGACCUCGGACUGAGUGCUUCCCCUUGGUCAAGUCCCAGGCCGCUGAAGACCAUCCCACAGGCCAGUGGCAGCGUGACAAAAGGAGGAGUGACUGGCAGUAGUGAAAGUCGAGCUAAGCAGAGUCCAAGGAGUGCCCCUCAUGUCAAGCAGAAAGGUCAAGCAAACAACAGGAAGGGUUCUCGGGGAUCCAGAAGCAUUUUGUCCAGCCUGUUGAGCAAGUCUGUGUUGAGCGAAAAUGUUCCUGUGAAGCGCCCUGCAGCGAAGGUCAGCAGAGAGGAGGAGGAGGAGCAGGAGGUCAUCUUGUUGUCUGACUCUGAUGACGUGACUGAGGAGGAGGAAUUGUUCUCACUGUCGGAGUCUUCUUGUGACACAUUCAGCAACACCGUGUCAAGAGCGGACCAGGGAAGAGAUAAAACUGAUAAUCCGUCAGACUCCAAAAACUCACGUGAGAACAUUGAGCUGAGGAAAUUACUGAGAGGAAAAGGUAAAGAGAAACAAUCCACACCAUCAAGCUCUUCAGAGGACUUGUGCAGCACCUCUGAGUCUGGGAAGUUGAGCAAUGGUAAGGAGGAGGAGGAAGAAGUGGUCACGUCUGACAGCUCUGAGGACUUGUUUAGCAGCCCACAGCAGAUCAAGCCCAAGAAGGACAAUGACAGGCUGAUCUGUGAUAGAGUGGCCUUGUGGAAGGUUUCCUUGAAGCAGGAUUAUGUCAUAGCAAGCAGUGAUGACGAGGUGACGUCUGGUACUGUGGAGAACAUCCCGCCUUCUCAGCUCGGUGUGGGAAGCAGUCAUGUCACUCCUGAGGGCUAUGAGGGCACCAUGAGGGCUUCCCAGGACACGAAACCUGAGGAGGAGGAGGAGGAGGAGGAGGAGGAGGAUGAUGAUACCACUCCUGAUAUUACCACAGACAUGCUUAAGAGUUCACAGGAAUCCAGCAUUAGUGUAGAUGGUGAUAAUGCCUCAAAGAUCACCACAGACAUGGGGAGCUCACAAGACUCCAGCAAUAGUGAGGAUAUUGGCAGUGACAUCCUCAAGGCCUCCCAGGGGUUUAGAAUCAGGAGGAAUGCCACAGAUGAUGCUAAGGCUGAAACAUGUACUUCUGAGAAUGCUGAAUACCCCAAAGUUACUGCAAGUGGUACUGUUGAUAUCAUAGAGACUCGGCAUUCCAGUGAGGAGGUAUUAGAGAAAGUUUCAGUGGAGGUGGAGUGUGUGGAGCAUUGCAGUACCUCAGGAAAAACAAAGGAAAAGAUGGUAGAGGAAUUCACUGAUGACUUGGAGUGCCUCAGUGUAAAUGGGACUCCUGACGCCGCAGAGACCAAGAGUGACGGCAACAAGACCCCGAGGAAACUUUCAGCAGUUGAGGAGAAUGACUGUCUCGAUAUCCUGGAGAUGUUUGGGGAGCUGUCACCCUUUAAGGAGAAGCCGGCCAGCGAAGCAGUUCAUGGAUUGCUGACGAGUGAUCCGAUCGUGAAGAAGUUCCUGGAUGAAGGGAAGAACAAGGAAUCCUUCGCAGCCCAGGGUGACUUUGGGCGACAUCUGGUGCUGGCGGCCGAGAGAGACAGCGCUACCCGGACCGUACACCUUGAACUGCUGUCGUCUGAGAACGUGAAGAGAACCUGCACUCUGGCUGGCACAUGGUCUGACACAGUGGUGCGUGAUGGAGACAUAAUUCACAUCUUGCUUACAAAUCCAGUGGACAGUCACUAUCACAUUGACAACAACCAGGGAAUGUUGGUGGUGCACCCUGACCUGCUAGUGAGCAGCACCAGCGUGGCGUCGGGCGUGUUCUGCCGCCGCCGCGCUGUGCUGGCCGAGUGGCACCGUGGGAUGGAGCCGCCCUCGGUCAUCAUGACGGUGGGCUCCCUGGUGCACGAGCUGUUCCAGGAGGCGGUGGUGGAGGCCGCGCGGGGUGGGAUGGGGCAGCUCUCGGAGGAAUGGCUGCAGGCCCUGGUGAGCCGCCUGCUGGGCCGCCCCAGGGUGCUGCAGGAGCUGUACCGCCUGAACCAGACGGCAGAUGCCUUGAGGGAGGACAUGGCCGGCUUCAUCCCUAAAGUGUCAGCGUGGUGCAGCCGUUAUCUCGGCAAGGACGCGCAGGCACAGGGCAUCGGCUCCUACAAGUGGCAGGGCAGGAUCACUCAUGUGGAGGAGGUGGAGGAGAACAUCUGGUGUCCCCGCUUGGGCCUCAAGGGUAAAGUGGACAUGGUAGUGCAGGCUGAGGGUCGUGAUGGCCCGGUCAUCUUGCCGCUGGAGCUGAAGACAGGCCGGGCCAGCUUCUCGUCAGAGCACUGCGGCCAGCUGGCUCUGUAUGCCAUGAUGGGCACCGACAGGCGGCCGGACCCUGGGGCGGGGCUGCUGCUGUACCUGCGGGAGGGUGUCAUGGAGGAAAAAGUGGCCCCAGCCAAGGAGCGCCGGGAUCUCAUAUGCCUCAGGAAUGACCUGGCCACACACCUGGCUGCCCGGCCUCAAGGUGGCCAGGAUGCAGGGAGGGAGCCCGGCCUACCCCCACUGCCACCCCCUAUUGCCCAUGAGAGAGGGUGCCAGCACUGCCCACACAAGGUGACAUGUGCUGCCCACCAGGUGCUGCAGGGUGAGGUGCCUGCCGCCCCCCAUCCCAUGGCAGGCCUGGUGCCCCAACACACGGCACACCUCUCCCCGCAACACCUGGACUACUUCCGCCACUGGUGUCUCCUCUACCAGCUGGAGGCGGCUGAGAGUAUUGGUGGGGGCGGGGCACUGUGGUGUCGCAAUGCAACCCAGCGUGAAGAGCAGGGGGAGUGCCUAGCCUGGCUGGUGCUGGGUGCCACUCCCCCUGUUGAGGUCCGACCUGGGUGGUUCCUUCACACAAUGGUGCGGGGCCGGCGCCACCCUGGGCUGGCCACCCCCCUGGCCAGCGUAGGGCUGCAGGCUGGGGACCAGGUGAUCGCCUCCUCCAGCAGGGUGCUGGCACUGGCCUGUGGCAGCGUGCAGGGCUUCAAGGAUGGGGCAGUGCUAGCUGAGCUGGACCGGCCCCUGCAGGGCGGCGUGUCACACCAUUACCACCUGGACCUCAAUUGCUCCACAAACUUCCUGCGCCUCCCCAUGCAGACCCUGGGCAGACUGCUGCUGCCAGAGCCCCGGGCUGAGGCGCUGCGCCGCCUGGUGGUGGAUGGGGCCACCCCGGCCUUCAAGAAACGUAUGGCCUCCAAGGUGCUGGACUGCAAGCCCAUGCUGGCCCAUCUCAACGUGGCACAGAAGCGGGCAGUGAUCCGGGCUUUGGCGGCGGAGGACUACAUGCUGGUGCAGGGCUUCCCUGGCACCGGCAAGUCCACCACGCUGGCCACCAUGGUGCGGGUGUUGCUGCAGCUUGGCCGCUCCAUCCUCAUUACCGCCUACACCAACACUGCCCUGGACAGCCUCCUGCUUAAGCUGCACAAGCUUGGCAUAGAUUUCAUGCGUGUGGGGCGCUCUGACAGGGUACACCCUGACCUGGCCGGCCACACGGACCAGGCGCGGACUUGCCAGGUCAGCACUGUUGAGGAGCUGACGGAGCUGUAUGCCAGCCAGCGCGUGGUGGCCGCCACCUGCCUCGGCCUCAACCACUCCAUAUUCUCCCGCCGCACAUUUGACGUCUGCAUCGUGGACGAGGCGGCCCAGGUGUUGCAGGUGACGGCCCUCGGCCCGCUGUUCAUGUGCUCCACCUUUGUGCUGGUGGGGGACGACAAGCAGCUGCCCCCUGUGGUGCGCAGCGAGAGCGCCGUGCUGCACGGCAUGACGGAGACGCUGUUUGAGCGCCUGUGCCGCCCGGAGGUGACCAUCACGCUCACCGAGCAGUAUCGUAUGAACGGCCCCAUCAUGGCCCUCGCCAACCUCCUCACCUACAACAACCAGCUCACCUGUGGUACCCCUGAGCUGGAGAAGGCCACCCUGGACCUCCCUCACUACCAGAGGCUGGUAGAGAAGGGAGCUGUGGCACCAUGGUUGCAGCGAGUAGUGGCUCCCACACUGGAAGAAGCCGUGGUGCUGGUGGACACUGCCGGAGCUGGUGGGGAGGCAAGGGUCGGUGGCUCCUCGCUGGUCAAUCACUGGGAGGCUAGACUGGUGAUUGUGGUGGUCAGAACACUCUUGAAGGCCGGGUUGAGUGGCAGCGACAUGGGCAUCAUCACCCCAUACCGUGGGCAAGUGAAAUUGGUGAGGAAACUACUGGCUAAGGAGUUGAAGGAAGAGGACGUGGGGAAGAGGGUGGAGGUGAACACGGUCGACCAGUACCAGGGCAGGGACAAGAUGGCUAUUAUUUGUUCGUUUGUGCGCUGCGGCAAAUCCAAUGAUAAGCCAGCGGGAAUCCUGACUGACCGCCGGAGACUCAACGUGGCCUUGACCCGAGCCAAGAGGAAGUUAAUUCUCAUCGGCGACCAAGUGACGCUGACUCGCUACACUUCCUUCUCCUGCCUGAUGAAGGUCCUUGCCCCCCACCAGGUGUACUGCCUCACCCCAGGCACUGACGGAUUCCAGUGGGAGGAGGAGGAGGAGGAGGAGUGCCAGGAUACAGAGGCCAUGGAAUUAGAGAAAUAAUUGUGUCGAGGUAUUUUCACGGUGAGGGUGAUUGGUUUUGGUGAUAGGAGGUAAAGACAGAAUUUUAUUGUGUUUUUAGGCCCCAGGAAUGGCAAGUUUUAGGAGGAGUAAGAGAGAAUUUUUUGUUAAGUCUCUAACAAGAAGAAGAAAGACAAGAACAUUUUUGUUGGAUGUGUUACAGUGUCACAAAUGUCAGUGAUGCUUGGCCAAAACAUGUCAGUGUCAUUUGAUAAUAUGGUGUAAGUGACUGAGUUGUCAAGUUUGUCUUUCAUUGGCAGAAUUAUUCCAGCAGUGUGUGAUGGUGGUUUGUGUCCCCCAUCUCUAGUCUUGUGGCUGAAUUACUCAUUAUGUUUUCUGAACAGUAAUAAUGAUAAUGAUAAUAAUAAUCUAUUAGCUUAUAUAUCAUAAUUCUCAUUACUGUCACUAUAUAUAUAAGUAGAUCAAUCAUCAUCAUUCUUAUUAGCAUCAUCAUCAUUGUCAUCAUAAUUCUCAUCAGUCACUAUCAUUAUUAUUGUUACAAUGAUAAUGGUAGUAAUGGUUAUAGACUCAAUAUUUCAAUAAUACUUUGAUAACAGUCUUCCAAACAUCAGCCUUAAGGCAUCACACAUUUUUCCCAACAAUAAUUGUUAAUAUAAAAAAUACAAAAUCAUCAUUUCACUUCGCAGAAGAGAACGUUUCAUUUUAUUAGGUACUCAUUUUCACCAUUAUAUUUGAGUUUAUUUUAUGGUCAUUAAAAUUCUUUCUGUCUGUCUGUCCAUAAGAAACUAUCUGCAGCACUCCCUACCCUGUGAUGGAAACAUGCCAAAUGCUGCCUUUCUUGUGCCUUGCAUACAUACUUGUGUUUUGUAUCACCUCUCCUCUGCCUGUGUAUUUAAUGGAGAAUGCAUUUGGAAACACCAGUUCUGUAAUUGUGUACAAAUGUGUAUAGUAUUAGUGUCAUUAAGUCUGGUAUGCAUCUUACUUGUUGCAUUACAUUUUAAUAUUUAAAUGUAGUGUAAUACCUUUAACUUAAUUAUCCUCAUGUUUUUUUAAUGAGAGUUCUUACUUGUACUUUUAUCACAAUGAAGUGGAUUAACGUAUGUUGAAUGAAAUCAUUUUAUUUGUUAUUAUAUUCUUAUAACUCAUUUGUUUAAGUCAUGAAGGAAUAAAGAGGCUUGGUUUUAGCUGAAUGGUGUCGGUGAAGGCACCACAUAAACAUUUGGGUUCACUUCAACAGACUGUACAAACUCCUGUAGUUAAAAGAGACUGCUUAACCCUUUGAAUGUUAGUGACAAUACAACACCUGUUAUUAGAGCAAAUCAACUUGAUUUUGUGAACAAAAAUAUAACAAUUCUUUUUGCUUACGUGGUGUCUUUCAAAAUUAUAAUGUAAACUUGCUCCACAUUUUAUUAUUAGACUUGAGAAGCCACAGCAAUCAAAGGGUUAGCAUGACAGCAUGUGAGGCAGCAGCACACACUUAGCCCUUCCCAGUCCUAAGUGUGUCCAGCCAGAGGCCACGCAAACACCCAAACACACAAACAGAUGUAACUCAAAAGUACAAAUGAGGAUCUGUCACACAGACUUCUAUGUAAUGCCAAUCUCACAUCCAUAAAUCCAUGUUGUACGGGUGAAUCACAGCUUAUGAAUGAGUUCACGUUUCUCAAAAUACGCUUGUAAGUAAAUCAUUUGUAAACUUGAUAAUGAUUUUAAAGAUUUCUGUUUGUGAAUACUAAUGAUGAACAUUCUUUCAUAACUUUGAAAAUUAAUAAAUCAAAUAUUCAUAAAUUCUGAUUCACUCACAUGUGUUCAGACUGCCCCAUGGAAGCAGCUUCAUUCCACACUGUACAUAAAACAUUGAGUAGUUUCUUUUUCCAUUAAUAUUAAGACGUAGCUGCAGCCCCGCAGCGUGCCUCUCUGUGGCGAGUGAAGCAGCCUGCCCGCCUGCAACACAGAGCACCACACACGUCUGCAUCAAGGAACAUCACCGCCACAGCACAUUUAUAUUUUCAAAGUGAGAAUCUAGGAACUAACACACCAUUUGGAAUCUUUGUAUCAUGCUCAUGCCAAAGUGUAAUUUCUGAAAAUAUUCUUUCACUUUGACCUGACAUGAUCUGAUCACAACUGUGCAUUUAUUUUUCUCCCAAGUGUGCUUAAAGGAACAAACAUAUCUGUAAUUUUGUAUCGUGCUCAAAUCAAAGUACAGGUUUCACACAUA
Molecule: messenger RNA, 7128 nt
Organism: Scylla paramamosain (green mud crab)
Lineage: Eukaryota; Metazoa; Arthropoda; Malacostraca; Decapoda; Portunidae
Gene: Dna2
Product: DNA replication ATP-dependent helicase/nuclease DNA2-like
Exons: 9
Coding region: 177-4934 (1585 amino acids)
Biological process (GO): replication fork reversal
Cellular component (GO): cytoplasm
Molecular function (GO): 5'-flap endonuclease activity; single-stranded DNA helicase activity
Source: RefSeq, a predicted model, not a curated record